Molecule: messenger RNA, 2574 nt
Organism: Magallana angulata
Lineage: Eukaryota; Metazoa; Mollusca; Bivalvia; Ostreida; Ostreidae
Exons: 4
Coding region: 538-2043 (501 amino acids)
Biological process (GO): negative regulation of transcription by RNA polymerase II; protein dephosphorylation
Cellular component (GO): nucleus
Molecular function (GO): STAT family protein binding
Source: RefSeq, a predicted model, not a curated record
AUUAAAACGCUUGUGAGACAUUGAUUUUUUCUUGUAACUGCCACCUUGACUCCCAAACAGAUCAAUCGUCUAAGUUCUCGGAACCAACAUUCAACAUGUAGUGCUUCAUGCAUAUCAGAAUGAUCAGAUCAAAUUCUACUGUCUACAGCUGUUCAACUUCUAAGGAUUUGAAAAACUUGCUGUCAUGUCUGUCUUUUGAGAAUUGACAGGUGUUUAAAGUAGUUACAUUCUGUGAUAUCAAAUAAUCAGGUUUGAUCUUUCGAGAUUUCUGUGCACAUAAACCAGAUGGUUCUGCAAACACUAAACCAGUCUUAUGCCAGUUUUGCCAGAUCUCUGUCCAGGAUUCUUUUGUUUUUCUUCCGUUUUGCAUGGCAGACUAAGUUUAGUUUACCAUACUUGCUGAACAGCACAAUGCUUGCGCUGGAUUUUAGAGUCAGGGUGGUGAUUCUGCUUUGAGAAUGUGACAUUCAUCAAAGUGGUUUUUAUCAAAUUCCGUCCAAAAAUCUGUGAUAUUAAUCUAUUUCCUUAUUUAUAACCAUGAGUCGCGGUGUGAGGGACUUGAGAGACCUGAUAUGUGUGUCUAGAUUGACAGUUCGAGAUAGUGACGAAGAAGUAAUAUCCGACGAUGAAGUUGUUGUUAAAGACCUUGAUGCACUUUCAAUUAGUAGUGCAAGCUCAGUGGAAAGUCUGAAACGUACAAACUCUGUAGAGCGUCAUGUAUCUCCUGAUUCAGGAUGUGUCACAAACAGCAGCACUCCACCAGAAACUGCCAUUGAGGCUGAUGUUACCCCUAAAAGAACAAAACCUAAAAAGAGGAAAAAAAGAGAUAAAAAACCAAUGUUUGAUAUCAUUCCUGGGACCUUUGACCUCCCAAAAGCAGAAGUAUUACCUCCUGUGGCUUCAACUUCUUAUGGCUCAAUCUUGUCUGAAACUCAGGAUGUUGAUGAUGUGUCCUCCCCUGUGGUCGACAAAAGAGUUAGGUCCAAGGGCACAAACUUUGAUGACAUGAUGUGUUACAUUGAUGCCACUGUUGUGUCUACGUGGCUAGCAAGAGCGAACAAGAGUGUGCAAAAUUUGUGUGAUUUUUGUCUCAAUGCUGAGAAAUUUGUUCAGUUUUCUCAUUUUUGGCUGUCUGACUUCCCUGAUCAACAGAAAAAUGAAAUAUUUGAACUGGAGUAUGAAAUCAUUGUUGAAGAAGCUAACUUUGCAUUUGCUGUAGGUAGAGACCAGAGGAAAGUCAUAAACCGAGACAUCCUCAGCCUUAUAUCCGCCAUAUUUAGAGAAUAUCCAGGAGUGCUGCUAAGUAGCAAAGGGCCAUACAUGUUUUUAGACUAUUUACAUGUCUUGUCAUCUGACAAACACACAAGCUACAAGCGACUGCUUUCAGACGUGAAGUGUUCAACUCGUAACAAACAGUUUGCUCAGUGGAUACUGGCCAUGAGGUCUUUCACUCUUCUGAGCGUGUGGAGUGCUAUUGUGAAUUUUUAUCGCAAUCUUAAAAGAGAUGUUUCACCUGGUCAAGAUCGCUCACUUCUUUCCUCGUCCUCCAAGGAAUCCAUUCACCAUCAGAGAGUAGUUCAGGCCAUUCGGCUGGGAUUUGUGGAUGUCCUGCAUUAUUACAUCACCACUGCUCUCGUGAAUCCUCACUACAAAGACAGUCACAAUAGGACCUAUAUCUUCACAGCAGUGAUGUACAACCAGCCUAGUGUUCUCCAUUAUUUGAUAAACAGGGUGAAGCCUCCGAUUGAUGUGAACUGCCCUGCGGACACUGGAAACACACCACUUCACGCUGCGGCUAACAACGGCAAUGUUAAUUUGGUAACCAUCCUUCUACAGAAUCCCCGAAUUGACAUCAACAGCAAAAACCCACAAUGUGAGGAUGCAACGCCCCUCCAUCUGGCCAUCAUGCUUGGAAAUGAUGAAGUAGUGGAGAAACUGUUAAAAAUGGGAGCCAAUGUGCAGCUGAAGAUGGGGGAUCUAACUGCUCAAGAUAUUGCUAGAGACUUUGGACAUGCAGAACUUUUGCCCCUGCUUACAACUUAAUAAUAUGUCAACAAAUAGUAUAUUUAUUUCUGAACAAUUAGUCAAACAUUUCUUUAAGUUCAACCUAAAGUUGCUUACAUGAAACAGGUGGAUUUUGUGAUUUUCAUUAUAUGGUGUACAUAUAUACAUUUUAUUGAAAACAACAGUAAAAAGUCCCCUAUUUUGUGCCAUGCUUCCAAUUGUCCCAAUUUUAAUUUUUCUUGUUUUAUACACUAUAUUAUGUUUGCGAGUGUCACUUUCGCUUUUGUAAAUAUUAAAUCAUUAUAUUAAUUUGUGUAGUUUGUUCUGUUUUAGUUCAUGAGUUGUUUAAAAUGAAUUGCAAAAUCUUAAAGAUCAAUAACAAAGACACCCAGUACAUGUUUUAAAUGUACCAAUAACCUCAUGUAGUUUGUCAGAUUUUAUUAAAAAAAUGUUUCUUCUAAAACCAUAUAUCCUGACUUCUAUUUCAAAUACAGCUAUAUUGUAGAGACAGAACUAUUUAUAGGAUGAAGUUUGUUGAUUUCAGUUAGUGAUUUGAUAUGGUUUUUGGGU